AUGCUGCCAACGCGGUUUGCCUGUCUAGAUCGCUUGGAUGUCGUAGCCUUUGCUGCUAGUAGUGCUGUGGCUAUAUUUCUGGUGUGGGAUGUUCGGGAAACCGUGACGGCGCGCGGGUAUUUGAUUCAUGUCCUAGUCUUCGGGCCUAUAUUGGCCCCCUUCUUGACGCCCUCUCAUUCGGUAUCGGCUGAGGGUGACUGUUUGCUUGCUGUGCAGUAG
Molecule: messenger RNA, 219 nt
Organism: Peniophora sp. CBMAI 1063
Lineage: Eukaryota; Fungi; Basidiomycota; Agaricomycetes; Russulales; Peniophoraceae
Source: the annotation of a GenBank genome assembly